UGUGAAUGACGUAAUGAGCGUAAAACAAUAUGGCGGCGACUUAAGCGUAUAUCGGUUUGAUCUAUCUAGUUUAUCGCUAUAUAGGUAUGCCUCUCUUGGGGUUCUAGUGUUCUACUACGGUUGGUCCGGAAAGAACAUUUUUUUCGAUCAGAUAAGGGGGUUGUAGGCGUUGCUGAACGCCACCGAAUAUCCUUCGGGUGCUGUUGUUCCCCCCUGCUAACCUCCGGUGACAGCCGGGGAGGCGAGGUGCUAGCGUAACAGACAGGAUGGAUACCGGAGAGUACGUCUCCACCAUGGAGAACAUGGACCCCACUUUAGCGGAAUUAGGGGAUGAAUUCACCUUAGGAGACAUCGACGAGAUGCUGCAGUUUGUCAGCAACCAGGACUUCCCCGACCUGUUUGAAGAUCAGAUGACCACAGCAGGCUCUGUACAGAGCGGCAGCUCCAGCACCGCUCCCCGACCUGCCGUUCAAACCCCUCAAACUCCCACGACACCAGCCCCUGUGGUCUACCAGAGCCCCACCGUUAUCCUCACCCCCUCCCAAACACUGUCUCCCCAGUCUCUGCCCCUCACCCCUCCCCUCACUCCUGCACAGACCCCCUCCCCCACUACGGUCUUGUCAGUACAGCAGCAGGUGACCCGCACCCCUCCGCUCCUCCAGCCCCGGCCUCAGGUGGUCCAGCCCAUCCAGCCUCAGCCCCAACAGACAGCCCAGCCCACCAUCCAGCAGGAAUUUUUCAGCCGGAAUCCUGAUAUUUCAUGGCUGUUCAAACAGAUGCACGCCCAGGGGAUCCCCAUGCAGACCCAGAGCUUCCCGGUCCACACCCUGGUUCAGACCCACAGCCAGGCGGCCCUGCCCAUCCAGACCCAGGCGGCCCAAACUGUGAUGAUUGCCUCCAACGGCGGACAGUCGCGUUUCAUCCAGAGCCCUGUCAUCUGCCACCAGAGCCAUGCUCCUGGCUUCCAAGUCCUCCAACCGCAGAUGCAGAGCAUUAUGACAUCACCACAGCUCCAACCAAUGACCAUACAGCACCAGCGUGUUCUGACCCCAACCUGUCAGACCAUCCAAACUCUCUCAGCGCCCACCACAGUCCAUACUAUGCAACAACAGAUGCAGCAAGUACCUGUUCUGGUCCAACAGCCUCAGAUUCUGAAGACCGAUUCACUGGUUCUUACAACACUCAAACCAGACGGCACGCAAGUCCUGUCUACCAUGCAGAGCCCCGCGGGGAUCACCACCUUGACUACGCCCAUCCAGAACACAGCUCUGCAAGUCCCGACGCUGAUGAGCAGCAACAUCCUGACCACCGUCCCUGUUAUGAUGGGAGGAGGAGACAAGAUGCCAAUCAAGCAGCUACAGCCGGGCUCCUCUCACUGCUCAAACGGAGCCAGAUCAAGCAUGGAGCAAGGCCAGAUGAUGGGAGGAAUGGUAGGCCCGGGGGGAGUGGUGAAGGAGGGUGAGAGGAGGACAACUCACAACAUCAUCGAGAAGAGGUAUCGGUCCUCCAUCAACGACAAGAUCAUAGAGCUCAGAGACCUCGUCAUGGGCAAUGACGCAAAGAUGCACAAGUCAGGAGUGCUGAGGAAGGCCAUUGACUACAUCAAGUACCUGCAACAGGUCAACCACAAACUACGGCAGGAAAACAUGGCCCUCAAGAUGGGCAACCAGAAGAACAAGACAGCGAUUCUGUCUGAAGACGUGGAGCUCAAAGAGGAAAUAGUGAUGAUGUCACCUCCAGCCUCAGACUCUGGUUCUGGUUCCCCUCAGCAGUUCUCUCCUUACUGUGUGGACUCAGAGCCAGGCAGCCCCUUGAUGGAUCACGAUCAGAUGAAGAGUGAGCCAGAUUCUCCCUCCUCGGUUGGAGUGAUGGAUGGUUCUCGACUGCUGCUCUGUGUCCUGACCUUCUUCUGCCUGUCACUAAACCCUCUGCCAUCGUUGUUGGGCUCUGAGGCCUCAGUGAGUCCCGGCCUCUCCGUGGACCACGGGUCAACUAGAACGCUCGUCUGGUUUCCAACACACACGCAGGACUUUGCAUCUUGGCUGCGGUGCCUGUUGCCGUGGGUGAUGGUGUGGGUGCUGAGCGGUGUGGGAGCGGUGUGGGGCUGUGUCAGGGUGCUCUACUUGUGGGAGCCUGUCACACCCCUUCACUCGCCAAAAUCAGUGUCGUUCUGGAGGCAUCGCAAACAAGCCGACCUGCAUCUCAAAAGGGGAGAUUACACAGCAGCAAAGGCCAGUUUAGAAACCUGCCUGUCCGUCUUGACCAGAGCUCUUCCCUCAACCAGUCUGGAACUGGUCUGCUCUCUGUCUUGGAAUCUGAUUCGCUACGUCUUGCAUCGUCCAACUCCUCUGGGUUGGCUGGUUCGUCAGGUUGGGGGAAAGCAUGAGGGGGAGGAGGCUAGGACUAGUGCAAAGGACGCCGCGCUGGUUUACCACCAGCUGAGCCAGCUGCAUCUCACAGAAAAGCUGCCUCAGCGCAGCAGCUUGUGGGCUUUGUCCGUGUCUCUGAGCGCUGUCAACCUCAGCGAGAGCGCCCGAAGCAAGAUGGCCCCUGCCCAGCUCACCCAGAUCUACGUCACCGCAGCAACAGCCCUGCGCAUUCUGCUGGGCCACCACCUCUCCUGUCUGCCUGGUUAUCUGUUGAGUUGUGCAGAGAGUGUGGCCAGCCAAUCAGAGACCAAGCCGAUCCCUGACUGCCUGCGCUGGCUCUUCACCCCAUUGGGUAGACAGUUCUUCCUGAGUUGUGAUUGGUCGUUGAAGUCAGAGAGCAGCGAUGAGGUGUUCACUUCUCAGAGAGACCCAGCUGACCCCAUUGCCCAGCUGCACCGCUGUUUCUGCAGGAAGCUUUUGGAGAGAGCCGUUCACACCCUCAUCCAGCCGCAGAGCGACUCCGAAGCUGGCAAACGCAAGAACGACUCUGGGGAGUUUUCCAGUGCCCUGGAGUUCCUCCAGUUGUUGAACAGCUGUACAGAGGACUCUCCUUCCCCUCCUCCUGCAUUCUCGACUCCUCCCAGUCACACCACCACCCCAGUGGGAGACCCAGUGAGUCGUUGGUGGGCUUUGGUUCUGAAGGCUGCCGUGCAUUGGCUGCAGGGCGACGAUGUCGCAGUGAGGUCACUGUUGGCAGAGGCAGAGCGGAUGCCAAGGGCUCUGCACACUCUUGACCACCCUCUGCCCAAGGCUGUGCUGCAUCUUUGCAAGGCUGUUCAGAUGAGUCUUUCCCAUCUGAAGGGAGAAGGGGCGGUAGCCUGCCUGUCCCACAGCGACAGAGCCAGCAGCUACCUGCGCUCCAGCAACUCGGUGCCCCUCGCCCAGACUGGGAACUGGCUCAACAAGGGAGUGGAGCUCCUGAUCUGUGACCUUCUGCUGACGUUGAGAACCAGUUUAUGGCAGCGGGGAGGCAGCAGUAACGGAGAGCCCGGCCCGGCCCCUGGGUCCCAGUUGGCUGGUUUCCAGAGGGACCUCAGCGCACUCAGAAAGCUCACACAGUGCUACAGACAGGCACAGCACAAGGUGUUUCUCCAUGAGACCACAGUGAGGCUGAUGGCCGGAGCCAGUCCCACAAGGACACACCAGCUGCUGGAGCACAACCUCCGACGCAGGACACACAACUCUUACACAGCCGAAGGUGAGUGUGUCCUGGGUGAGAGGGAGAGGGCUCAUGCCAUCCUCCUGGCCUGCCGCCACCUGCCCAUGCCCCUGCUAACCCCGCCUGGGCAUCGCACCCGCCUGCUGGCCGAGGCCAAGCGCACCCUGGAGCGGGUGGGAGACCGUCGGUCCCUGCAGGACUGUCAGCAGAUCCUGCUGCGCCUCAGCGGGGGCACGACCAUCGCUGCCUCCUGAACACACACACACACACAC
Messenger RNA from Etheostoma spectabile (orangethroat darter), 3860 nucleotides. It is a transcript of the gene srebf2, whose product is annotated as sterol regulatory element binding transcription factor 2. Gene Ontology annotation, biological process: positive regulation of transcription by RNA polymerase II; positive regulation of cholesterol storage. The transcript has 21 exons. The record is from RefSeq and is a predicted model, not a curated record. Gene Ontology annotation, cellular component: nucleus. Gene Ontology annotation, molecular function: protein dimerization activity; RNA polymerase II cis-regulatory region sequence-specific DNA binding; DNA-binding transcription factor activity, RNA polymerase II-specific. The coding region runs from base 267 to 3842 and encodes 1191 amino acids. NCBI's taxonomy places the organism in Eukaryota, Metazoa, Chordata, Actinopteri, Perciformes, Percidae.